This is a messenger RNA of Impatiens glandulifera, 471 nucleotides long. RefSeq names its product probable pectinesterase 29. The transcript has 3 exons. The record is from RefSeq and is a predicted model, not a curated record. The coding region runs from base 1 to 471 and encodes 156 amino acids. Gene Ontology annotation, molecular function: pectinesterase activity. Gene Ontology annotation, biological process: cell wall modification. NCBI's taxonomy places the organism in Eukaryota, Viridiplantae, Streptophyta, Magnoliopsida, Ericales, Balsaminaceae.
AUGGAGACUGGGAACUCGUACAAUUAUCCACCAAAUAAUGUGAGAGUGACACAGGCACUCGCAGCUCUAAUUGCGGGUGAUAAAUCAUCAUUCUACAACUGUAACUUCUUAGGAUUUCAAGAUACUUUAUUGGACGCCAAAGGAAGACAUUACUUCAAGUCCUGCUUCAUCGCCGGAGGAGUCGAUUUUAUUUUUGGGGCUGGUCAAUCCAUUUACGAGGGAUGUACAAUAUCAGUAAUCGAAGGAGUAAUAGACAACCGACUAGCCGGAUUUAUUACCGCUCAAGGAAGGACAAGCCCCAAUGACACAAAUGGGUUUGUGUUCAAAAGAUGCAAGAUAACGGGAGCAAGAGAAGCCUAUUUAGGAAGAGCUUGGGGAGCAUAUGCUCGAGUCAUUUACUUCAAGUCUGUCUACGAAGCCACCAUUGUUCCUCAAGGAUGGGAUUCUUUUAGUUCCACAGGCAAAGAGUAA